Messenger RNA from Brenthis ino (lesser marbled fritillary), 234 nucleotides. NCBI's taxonomy places the organism in Eukaryota, Metazoa, Arthropoda, Insecta, Lepidoptera, Nymphalidae. The record is from the annotation of a GenBank genome assembly.
AUGACAAGGUGUGGUGCGUGGGGUUGCGGAGGAGAAGGGGCUGAAGCGGUUGCAUCAGCGCACGGAGAACGGCCGGGCUCAACACACAAGGUUGCAGAGGUUCAAUGCUCUAGAAAUACGAGACCCGACCCCGAGCAACCGCACGCGCUGCCGCCGCUGCGCGCCGCCUGCCAUGCCUGCGCGAUCGCACUUGCGCCCUACCCUUUCGUGCGUAGACGAUACGACUACGUCGCG